AUGAGCCAAGACCACAUCGCACUUGCACGCACCCCAGCCAACCUAUCGAGACUAGCAGCAAACCAAAACCAGAAGCAGAUCACCAAGGUAUUCACUACCACCUAUCUCAGAGCAGACAGCACCGCGCACAGCGACCUCCUCAAAUGGCUGCUCUCAACAGACAAACAGCAGACCACUACCACUGACAAAAAAACCACCACCAGCAGCAGCCCAAUCCUCAGGCAGGGCCAGCCGAUAAAGCGGAUCAAGCUCGAUGCCAGGGACGAAGACAGAUCGCCGGCUAUCAUCCUCGCCGCUGCAUUCGGACAUGCCGAGGAAGUCAGCGUCAUCGUAGACGGGCUGACCGACCAAGUCGUCAACAGGAGAGAUGCUGGUCAGUCGUACACCAGACAAGAACCCUUGCUAAAGGAGCUGACAGAGCCACACACCCAGCUGCACCUUGAAGAACUGGUGAACAGGAUCUACGUGUUUAUCAUCCAAGCGGCGGCUGGAAAAGCUGAUCAACUUGACCAUCCUCGACUUUGA
Messenger RNA from Puccinia triticina, 525 nucleotides. RefSeq lists its product as uncharacterized. The transcript has a single exon. The record is from RefSeq and is a predicted model, not a curated record. Lineage: Eukaryota; Fungi; Basidiomycota; Pucciniomycetes; Pucciniales; Pucciniaceae. The coding region runs from base 1 to 525 and encodes 174 amino acids.